Molecule: messenger RNA, 254 nt
Organism: Staurois parvus
Lineage: Eukaryota; Metazoa; Chordata; Amphibia; Anura; Ranidae
Source: the annotation of a GenBank genome assembly
UUCACCCAGGGGCGGACUGACCAUUUGCAAACUUGGGCACUGCCCGAGGGCCCGGGGUCAGUAGGGGGCCCCAUGAGAUGCCCCUGGUACCUUUUUCAUAGGCUUUUUUGAGUUUGGGCAAGGACACAGGGGCCCCAUGAUCCCCUAUUGCCCGGGGGCCCCAUGAGGUGUCAGUCUGCCCCUGAUUUCACCUGUACUUAAUGCUGCAUCAGGGAGGUUCUGUCACGAAGCUUUCCAUUUCCUAGCAAUGUCUG